UCAAAAGAAAAGAAACCGAAGAGAAAGAAGAAGCAUUAGAAGAAAAAAUGGGUGCCUCUCUGAUUAGGCACUAUGCCACUCACCACACAUUAACAUUCCAAUUUCGUCAAACAAAUCAUUACACCUUAGACUCAACACAUUGAAGCACAAAUAAGCAAAGAAAAAAGAAUUUCUCAUUUUCUAUUUUCUUUUCUUCCGUUUAUUUUUAUUUAAUAUUAUUUUUUUCCUUCCAUAUUGGCAGGCCCAGCAACAAUGGCGGAAGAUAGUGAACACGUCUUUUCAAUCUGCACCGUCUAUUGUUAUAUCGUGUCAACUCGAUCACAGUCAUAAAUUGAUAUGAUAGUAACAGUGCAUGCAAGAAGAACCAACAGCGCAGCAAUAAGAACAAAGAAGAAGAAGAAGAGAAACAGCAACUUCAACUAGUUUUGCCACUUCGCUGUAAAGUGCUCUUUAACACACACAACACUUUAGCGUUGACUCAGAAAAAUUCAACUAGUUCUUUUCUUUCUUUCUUUUUAUUUUAUUUUUUUCUCUGUUCUUCACGGUUCAGCUCCACUUUCAUGCUCUCAUCAAUCAAUGCAGUGUCUUAAUCUUUUUGCUUUCUAUCUUGCUGUCAUUGUGAUUUGCCUAAUAAAAAGGUUUCUUCUGAUUUCUAAGUGGCUUUGAUCAUUUUAGCUUCAAUUCUCUGUGGCCUAAUAACAAAAGGCCACACCUUGAUGCAGUUUCUAUUAUUGGUUUAUCUAAGAGAACAGACAUGGCAUUAUUGGAAAAUUGGUUCCUCAUGAUCAUGGUGAUGGUGUUUUUCCAUGGCAUAGUGUUUGUGAGUUCAAUCAAUGAAGAAGGUUCAAGCCUUUUGCAGUUCAAAAGUUCCCUUUUUGAUGCAAAUAACAAGCUUCACAAUUGGGAUUCUUCUGACUCCACACCAUGCAAUUGGACUGGUGUGCAAUGCACCCAUUCAUCAUUGGUAACUUCUGUUAAACUCUACCACCUUAAUCUUUUUGGCACUUUAUCUCCUAGAAUCUGUGACCUUCCAAGGCUAAUUGAGUUGAAUCUCUCAAAGAAUUUCAUUUCUGGUCCAAUUCCUGAUGGUUUUGCUAAUUGCCAUAGUUUGGAGAUUCUAGAUCUUUGUACAAACAGGCUCCAUGGAGAAAUUCUAACCCCAAUUCGGAAUAUAACAAAACUUAGGAAGCUUUACCUUUGUGAAAAUUAUAUGUAUGGUGAGGUACCUGAAGAUCUUGGGAGCUUAGCUUCACUUGAGGAGUUAGUUAUAUAUAGCAACAACUUAACUGGGAUCAUUCCUAAAUCAAUUAGCAAGUUGAAGAAGCUUAGGGUUAUUCGGGCGGGACUGAAUGCUCUCUCGGGGCCAAUACCAGCUGAGAUUAGUGAGUGUGACAGCUUGGAGACAUUGGGUUUGGCGCAGAAUCAGCUAGAAGGUUCUAUUCCAAGAGAGCUUCAAAAGCUUCAGAACCUUACCAACUUGAUUCUAUGGCAAAACUCACUGUCCGGGGAGAUUCCUCCCGAGAUUGGGAACAUUAGUAACCUGCAAUUGCUUGCUUUGCAUAUGAAUUCGUUCAUUGGUGAUGUCCCGAAGGAGCUCGGAAAAUUGUCGCAGUUGAAGAGGUUGUACAUAUACACCAACCAGUUGAAUGGAACAAUUCCACCAGAGCUAGGGAACUGCACAAAUGCUAUUGAGAUAGAUUUUUCGGAGAACCGUUUGGUUGGGUUCAUUCCCAAAGAGUUGGGGAAGAUGUCUAAUCUUACCCUGCUUCAUUUGUUUGAAAACCAUUUGGAGGGUCAUAUUCCUCAUGAGCUCGGCCAAUUGAAGCAGCUAAAGAAUUUAGACCUUUCAAUGAAUGAGUUAACAGGUACAAUUCCAUUGGAGUUUCAAAAUCUUUCAUUGAUGGAGGAUUUGCAGCUAUUUGACAAUAAGCUUGAGGGAACAAUUCCUCCUCAUCUUGGGGCCAUUAAGAACCUUACAAUUCUCGAUAUGUCCUCGAAUAAUUUUGUUGGUCCAAUACCUGUUCAUCUAUGUCAAUAUCAGAAGCUGCAGUUCUUGAGCCUUGGGUCGAAUCGGCUGUCCGGAAAUGUUCCCUAUAGGCUGAGGACUUGCAAAUCUCUUGGGCAGCUAAUGUUGGGGGACAACAUGUUGACAGGAAGUUUACCAGUUGAGUUGUAUGAACUUCACAAUCUUACUGCACUCGACCUUAAACAGAACCGAUUUUCCGGGCUGAUAAGCCCAGGGAUAGGUCAAUUAAAGAAAUUGGAAAGGCUUCUCUUGUCGGAUAAUCAUUUUGAAGGUUAUCUCCCUUCUGAGAUUGGAAAUUUAUCCCAACUUGUCGCGUUCAAUAUUUCCUCCAACAGUUUCAGUGGAAGCAUUCCACGUGAAUUGGGAAACUGUGUAAAGCUACAGAGGCUUGAUCUUAGCAGGAACAACUUCACUGGUGAGCUUCCAGACAAAAUUGGCAAGCUGGUGAAUCUGGAGCUGUUGAAAGUUUCCGAUAAUAGGCUCUCUGGUGAAAUACCUGGCAGUUUGGGGAAUCUUAUUCGCCUCACGGAGCUUGAGCUAGGUGGCAACCUAUUCUCAGGAAGCAUCCCUUAUCAUUUGGGAGGACUUACUUAUGUUCAGAUUGCACUUAACUUGAGCCACAACAAUCUUUCUGGUACGAUUCCUAUAAGCUUGGGGAACUUGCUAAUGUUGGAAUCACUUUACUUAAACGACAAUCAACUCAUUGGUGAGAUUCCUGAAUCAAUCGGUAGCCUUCCUAGCCUUAUAGUAUGCAAUGUCUCCAACAACAAGCUGGUAGGAACUGUUCCAGAUACACCUGCAUUUAGAAAGAUGGAUUUCUCAAAUUUUGCCGGGAACAAUGGGUUAUGCCGAUUAGGUACUUAUCAUUGUCAUCCACCUGUAUCUUCAACUCAUUCAGCGAAAGCGAGCUGGAUCAGAGAUGGUUCAACUAGGGAAAAGAUAGUUAGCAUUGUUUCUGGUGUGGUUGGAUUUGUUUCUCUUAUUUUCAUAGUAGGUAUAUGUUACGCCAUGAGGCAGCGUAGCCCUGCCUUUGUCUCGCUUGAAGGGCAAACAAGACCUCAUGUCACUGAUAACUAUUAUUUUCCGAAAGAAGGCUUUACCUACCAGGAUCUCUUGGAAGCCACUGGAAAUUUUGCAGAAUCAGCGGUUAUAGGAAGAGGAGCUUGUGGCACUGUCUACAAGGCUAUUAUGAAUGACGGCGAAGUGAUUGCAGUGAAAAAGCUGAAUUCUCGAGGAGAUGGAGCAAACGUUGACCGAAGCUUCCUUGCUGAGAUUUCAACCCUUGGAAAAAUCAGGCAUAGGAACAUUGUGAAGCUGCAUGGAUUUUGUUAUCACGAGGAUUCGAAUCUUCUCUUAUAUGAAUACAUGGAAAAUGGAAGCCUUGGGGAACAACUUCACUCAAAUUCAAGCAGGUGUGUGCUGGAUUGGAGUGAUCGAUAUAAAAUUGCUUUGGGAGCAGCAGAAGGCCUAUGCUAUCUUCAUUUUGAUUGCAAACCUCAAAUCAUUCAUCGCGAUAUAAAAUCAAACAACAUAUUGCUUGACGAAUUGUUUCAGGCUCAUGUUGGAGACUUCGGCUUGGCAAAGUUGAUUGAUUUCUCCUACUCGAAAUCCAUGUCUGCUGUGGCAGGUUCAUAUGGCUACAUUGCCCCAGAGUAUGCUUACACCAUGAAGGUGACUGAGAAAUGUGACAUCUAUAGCUUCGGGGUAGUUUUGCUAGAACUAGUCACUGGGAGGUCACCUGUUCAACCAUUGGAACAGGGCGGCGAUCUAGUGAGUUGGGUGAGAAGGUCGAUUCAAGCUUCAGUACCAACAUCUGAACUGUUUGACAAGCGAUUGAAUCUGAGCGUGCAGAGAACAAUGGACGAGAUGUCUCUUAUUCUGAAAAUCGCUCUGUUUUGCACCAGCACGUCCCCACUUACUAGGCCAACAAUGAGAGAGGUCAUUGCAAUGUUGAUUGAUGCUAGAGAAUAUGUCAGCAAUUCACCAUCCACUCCUACAUCGGAAUCUCCACUUGAUGAAGGUUCUUCUUCUAAAGAUGGUCUUGAGUUGUAACUUGUAAGCUUUCAGCCUCUACAUGCAGAGUAUAGUCAUCUCCAGAAUAGCAAACGCAAUGCGAUCUUAAGGUCAAAACCAUAGGUAUCCUCCUUUUAGAGGGAAUCCUAUGCUUUAACCAAACCAAGUGCCCUUCACGUGAAGUUUUGUGUGGUAAACUUCUCAUUCUAACAAUAUUAGAAACAAAACUCUCUAAUCAAUCUAUUACACCUUCUAGAUAUAAUUAUUGGUUUUAGCAAACCUCACUCACCUCACUACAAGGCAUCAUUUGUUUCAUGCUCUAUGCUAGUGAGAGUAGAACAUACAAAGAUUUCAAUUUUAAUGAUGAUUAUCUUUAUGAUUUUUGCACAAUUGGCCAAAUAAAAAAACUGUAAAUUUCUGUGCCAGGCCCGGGCUUUCUGAUCAUCGGUAGUAAACUAUGUAGUACAAAUUUUGCAUACAAUCCAUUUUGCUUUGGGAUAUUCGAAGUC
This is a messenger RNA of Arachis duranensis, 4548 nucleotides long. RefSeq names its product leucine-rich repeat receptor-like serine/threonine-protein kinase At1g17230. Bases 755 to 4078 code for a protein of 1107 amino acids. Gene Ontology annotation, molecular function: ATP binding; protein binding; protein kinase activity. Gene Ontology annotation, biological process: hormone-mediated signaling pathway; protein phosphorylation. Gene Ontology annotation, cellular component: plasma membrane. NCBI's taxonomy places the organism in Eukaryota, Viridiplantae, Streptophyta, Magnoliopsida, Fabales, Fabaceae. The record is from RefSeq and is a predicted model, not a curated record. The transcript is spliced from 4 exons.